AUGAAGCUAAAGGUUUGGAACACUGAAGUGUUUGGUAAUAUUACCACUAAGCUCAAGGAAACAGGGAAGGAAUUGCAUGCCUUUAACAGAAUAGCAGAGGAAAGAGUACUGCUCCAAUCAGAAAUGGAUCGAAGAAGAGAAGUGAGAUGUGAAGUGUGGAAACUCUACAGGAAGGUGGAGUGGCUAUGGCAUCAACAAUCCCGAAUGAAUUGGUCUUUGCAAGGGGACAAAAAUACUAGGUUCUUUUAUGCUGUUGUAAGUACCAGACAUAAUAGGAACAUGAUAAAUUUCAUCUCAGUUAAUGGUGUGUCUCUCGAGGAGCCAAGCAGAGUUAAACAUGAGGUGUUCCUUUAUUUUAAGAAACACUUCAAGGAAGGUUGGGUCAAGAGGCCUGUAUUGGAAGGGGAUUUCAGAUUAAUUGAGGACACCAUUUCCCAUCAUCUCGUAUCAGUCUUCACUGAAGCAAAGGUAUGGGCUGCAAUUAAAGAGAGUAAUAGCAACAAGCCUUCCGGACCAAAUGGGUUUAAUCUCCUAUGCUAUCAGAAGUUUUGA
Camellia sinensis is the source of this 552-nucleotide messenger RNA. RefSeq lists its product as uncharacterized. NCBI's taxonomy places the organism in Eukaryota, Viridiplantae, Streptophyta, Magnoliopsida, Ericales, Theaceae. The record is from RefSeq and is a predicted model, not a curated record.